AACAAAUUUUAAAAUAAAAAGUAUUUCGAAAAAAAUAAAAAUAAAUUAAUAAUAAUAAUAUUUGUAAGCAAUAAAGUGACUUUCAUAUUAUCCUUCGUUGUGUGAUAAUGCCGGCAAGCGGUUUGCAGUGCAAAACUUCGAUAACUCAAACAGCAUCUACCACCACCUUAAUCAAAGCGCAGAGCAGCAGCAGUAGCAGCAGCAGCAGCAGCAGCAAUGGUGGCGAUCAUAAACAACAGCAAAAUGUGCGUAAAGGUUGGAAUAUUAAGGCGUCAAAAAUCUCUACGAAAACACAUAAUCGUAUACGUGCGAUUGUAGAGUCCUUGAAAAUUCAACCGAAUCCGGAAAAGCCAAUGAUACCGUUAUCUAUUGGAGAUCCAACAACAUUCGGUAACUUGCGCGCCUCUGACGAGACAAUGAUGGCUGUGCAGCGUUGCAUUGAAAGCGGCAAAUAUAAUGGCUAUGCGCAUACACAAGGACACGAAGAGGCGCGACGUGCUAUUGCCAAAUAUAGCGCACAUCAGAGCGCCGAAGAUAUAAAAACCGAAAACAUAUUAAUGUGUAGCGGUUGCUCAGCAGCACUGGAGUACUGCAUAUUAGUGCUUUGUGAUAGUGGACAAAAUUUACUAGUGCCACGUCCUGGGUUUUGUCUAUACCAAACGCUCGCUGAAGGUCUGGGCAUCGAAAUACGCUAUUAUGAUCUGUUGCCGGAACGACAGUGGGAGGCAGAUUUGCGUCAAUUAGAGAGCUUGAUAGAUGAGAAUACAGGGGCGUUACUUCUCAAUAAUCCCAGUAAUCCAUGUGGCAGUGUAUUUAGUAAGAAACAUUUGGAGGAUAUAUUGGACAUUUGCGAACGACACUAUUUGCCCAUAAUAGCAGAUGAGAUAUACGAGCAUUUGGUCUUUCCCGGUUCCGAAUUUAUUGCUGUGAGUAGUCUCUCUAAGAAUGUGCCGGUGCUUACAUGUAGUGGCACAACAAAACGCUUUCUCGUGCCCGGCUGGCGUAUGGGUUGGGUGAUUAUACACGAUCGGCAGGGUCGUUUGGGUAAUGCGAUUGGCGGCUUAAAAAGUAUGUGUAGUCGAAUUUUAGGUUCCAAUACCAUAGUGCAAGGAGCUCUGCCCGACAUGUUGGAGAAGACACCAAAGAGUUUUUUCGACAGCGUUAUUAAUUUGCUUUAUUCUAACGCACGUUUGGCAUAUCGGAUGUUGAAAAAGGUGCGCGGCCUUAAUCCAGUUAUGCCCGAUGGCGCUAUGUACAUGAUGGUUGGCGUAGAUAUCGAACGUUUUCCAGCCUUCAAGACAGAUACACAUUUUGUGCAGGAGCUAGUGAAUGAACAAAGUGUCUUUUGUCUGCCGGGAGCAUGUUUCGAAUGCCCGAACUUUAUGCGUAUCAUAUUAACAGUGCCUGGUGAUAUGAUGAAGGAGGCUUGCAUACGUAUUGCACAAUUCUGUGAAGCUCACUAUAAAAAUGACAAUAACAUUAUUGAGAAUGGACUUUUGGACUGAGGAUGAAACAUUUCUUUGGUGCAGGCGAUUCAUGCGAUACACAAAAAAUGGCUUGUGAAAAG
This is a messenger RNA of Ceratitis capitata (Mediterranean fruit fly), 1567 nucleotides long. RefSeq names its product tyrosine aminotransferase (gene Tat). Gene Ontology annotation, molecular function: L-tyrosine:2-oxoglutarate transaminase activity; pyridoxal phosphate binding. Lineage: Eukaryota; Metazoa; Arthropoda; Insecta; Diptera; Tephritidae. Bases 108 to 1505 code for a protein of 465 amino acids. Gene Ontology annotation, biological process: aromatic amino acid metabolic process; biosynthetic process. The transcript has 4 exons. The record is from RefSeq and is a predicted model, not a curated record.